ACGUCAUCACCAGGGCAGAGAUUAGUGAGGAAUAAGCAGACAGAAGCAGGGAUCCUUGGAGGUGCGCCACUCUCAUAGCUUUUGCAUCGUACCUACUGUCUCUCUUUUUUUUUCUCCCCACACACCUCAACUCGAACAGAGAGCGAGAACAGGAUAUCUGUUCAACAUUUAAACAAAAACAAAACAAAUGCCCGGUCCCACCCAAGCCCUUUCCCCAAAUGGAGAGAAUAACAACGACAUCGUCCAGGACAACGGAACCAACAUCAUUCCUUACAGGAAAAAUACUGUGCGAGGAGAGCGCGCCUACAGCUGGGGGAUGGCGGUCAACGUGUAUUCUACCUCAAUAACCCAGGAGACCAUGAGCAGGCAUGACAUCAUCGCCUGGGUUAACGAUAUUCUCUGCCUAAACUACACGAAGGUGGAGCAGCUCUCCUCAGGAGCUGCUUAUUGCCAGUUCAUGGAUCUGCUCUUCCCUGGCUGCAUCAGUCUUAAAAAGGUCAAAUUUCAAGCUAAAUUGGAGCACGAGUACAUUCACAAUUUCAAACUGCUGCAGGCUUCCUUCAAAAGGAUGAACGUGGACAAGAUUAUUCCAGUGGAGAAACUGGUCAAAGGCAGGUUUCAGGACAACCUGGAUUUCAUCCAGUGGUUUAAGAAGUUCUUUGACGCCAACUACGACGGCAAAGACUACGACCCGGUGGAAGCCAGGCAGGGUCAGGAUGCCAUUCCCCCGCCUGACCCCGGGGAGCAAAUCUUCAACCUGCCAAAGAAGUCUCACCACGCAGCCAGCUCCCCCACCGCAGGAGCUUCGAGGUUAAGCUCUGCUACCCCCAAGGCUUCAACACCAACAUCCAGACCCUCGUCAGCCAAAAAGAUACCUGCAACUGUACCAACUCCUGCUAAAGGAGAGAAAGAACUGGAAGCACAGGUCACUCAUCUGUCCGAGCAGCUGAACACAUUAAAGUUGGCACUGGAAGGGGUCGAGAAAGAGCGGGACUACUACUUCAGCAAGCUGCGGGAAGUGGAGAUGCUGUGCCAGGACCAGGGGGAAGAAAACGGGCCGUUUGUCGAACGGCUAAUGGAGGUGCUGUAUGCCUCGGACGAACAGGAUCGGGCAGAGCUGGCGGAGGGUGAUGGGCAGGAAGUGGAUCAGCAAGCCCAUGAGGGAACAUCACAAGAUCCGCAGGAAGAACAAGACGAAUACUGACUGCCAUCAUCCCUCGCCGCAGUUAAAACUCCUCUUUUUAUGUGAGAACUGUCAAGGAUUUUUAAUUUCUCCUCACUGUUUUUUUGUUUUUUUGUUUUUUUUUUUUUUUGUGAGUGCUCUUUUCAAGAAUGAGCACAUGAAGCAACCUUCUGGAUAAAAAUACAAUCACAGGGGUUUUCUUUUUUUUUUUUUUUUUUUUUUUUUUUGUAUUUCUGCUCACUGUUUGGUGUUUUCGUGACUCCUUGGUGAACUGCUGUGGCAGGUCUGUGCCCAAUGACCUCCACUAGCUGACGAGCUCAGACCAUCACAGAAGUUUUCACAGACUGUGCGGACGGAAAGUAGUUUCAAUUCCUGCAGUAGAUGUGACAAAAUGCUGAAGUUUAGGCAGGUCACCUUCACCUGUCGUUGCAAGUGUUAAAGUCUACACUUGUGUUCUAAUUUUUUUAUUAUUAUUAUUAUUUCAAUGUCAUUCUGCAUAUCAAUAUUAACCACAAGAAUGCAAUAAGCAAAGCCCUGGAAGGGCUCGUAGUAGCUCUUAUUGAACCUCCUCCCAUACGUUGCACUGACAUUGACUCUAUUCUGGACAAUCUGUCCAUAGAUCCUUACCGUAUUUAUUAUUAUUAUUAUUAUUAAGCCUUAGAAAUAGAGCAAAGAGCUGCAUUGCAUCCUCGUGAAGGAGGAUUAUUCUGUUACAGAGUUAUGAAUAAAAUGUAGUAAAAUGCCAACGUGUGACUGUUUGACAACUGUCCUCACAAUUACAAGAUUCCAGAUAAUCAGUGUGUCGAACAACGUGUUAUUGGAGCCGAACAGCUAGAACUGACUAGUCUUAUAGUAAAGCAGCCUUUUUUUAGGUUCACAGUCUCGGCGCUCUGUUUGUAUUCUUAGAGUUUUUCCUUUUUUUUUAAAAAAAAAGAAGAAAAAAAACCCACAGAGAUGAGUCGGUUCACUGAGCAGUUUUGCCUCAUUAUAUUCCAGUAAGUACAUUGUGUACCCGUUCUUAAUAUUGCAUUUACUAAUAUUGAGCUGAGCAGCGCACCACAAGGCUUUAGUUAUAUAAUGUGUAAAUGAAAAAGGAAUGUAAACAUGUACUGUCGAUAAUUAAUGAAUGGUAAAUGUUUUUGUUUUGUUUUUGUAUUUUUUCUUCCAUGCCCCACUCGUUAUGCAUUCCCCCCAAAAAAUGUGUUGCAUGUUUGCAUUUUAUUUGUGAAUAACUUGACCUGCUUUUUACAUAUUUAAUAAAAAAAAAAAAAAAAAAAAAGAUAUGUUAAGUGAGCCUUUGUAGGUGUAACUUACUGUCUGGAAGAUAUUACGAUUCGAGUGGAUGUGCUGUAAUAAAAUUACGUGUUUGAGUCCACAGAAGAGGUUUCCUGUAACUUUAAACUCAAAGUGGCAGCCGCGUUGCGCACAAGUGAAAUAACUUCGUUACUAUACUUGUUAGAGUGCUUUGGAAAUGUAUUGAUACCCUUUAAACCGCUCUGCAUUUAAUCACGUCAACUAAAGUCUUCCAUGUGUUUUAUUGGCACCUCUUAUGUAUUUUGAGACCAAAAUGGAACUUUUUUUCAUUCUGAAUUACCAUCAACAUUGUAAACCAUGAAGAUGGCAGCAUCAUGCUGUGGGAAGGCUUUUCUCCAGCAUGGACGGGGAAAGCCGGUUCCAGUUGAUGUGAAGAUGGCUGGAGCUAAAUACAGGGCAAUAAUACAAGAAGAAAACCUGUUAGGGGCCGCAAAGCACUUGAGACUGGGGAGGAGGUUCACCUUCCUGCUGGACAAAUAAACUAAACGUAGCCAGAGAUAGCUGCAGCAAAACGUGGUUCAACAACGUAUUUACUUAAUGGGACUGAACAAAAACGCAUGCCAGACCUCAGAAAU
Molecule: messenger RNA, 3072 nt
Organism: Fundulus heteroclitus (mummichog)
Lineage: Eukaryota; Metazoa; Chordata; Actinopteri; Cyprinodontiformes; Fundulidae
Gene: mapre2
Product: microtubule-associated protein, RP/EB family, member 2
Exons: 7
Coding region: 188-1204 (338 amino acids)
Biological process (GO): regulation of microtubule polymerization or depolymerization; spindle assembly; protein localization to microtubule plus-end
Cellular component (GO): microtubule plus-end; cytoplasmic microtubule; spindle midzone
Molecular function (GO): microtubule plus-end binding
Source: RefSeq, a predicted model, not a curated record